AUGGAGGUGGUGCAGCUGGCUAAUACAGAGCAGGAAAUCCAUGUGGAAGUGAAGGUAAUUGCUUCUAACUUUUCUUGGAUUCUGUCUGGUAUGUAUGCUAGUCCUAGGAGUGCAGAAAGGUAUAUUCUGUGGGAAAACUUAAUUAAGGUUGCAGGUUUACAUAAUAAGUCGUGGGUGAUAGCCGGGGAUUUCAAUGAACCCCUAUUGGGUGAGGAUAAAUUUGGAGGAAGACCUGUUAGUAUCUCGAGAUCCCUCCUAUUCAAAGACUGUCUGGAUAAAUGUAAUAUGGUUGACCUGGGAUUCUCCGGUCCUAGAUAUACGUGGACAACUAGGAGGGACCUGAACAAUCUCAUUCAAGAGAGAAUUGACCGAUUUUUCACGAACCUAAGUUGGUGCCUAUUGUACCCAGAGGCUAGAGUAACACAUUUAACUCGAUGCCACUCUGAUCAUUGUCCGGUUCUCAUAGAAGCAGUUCCUAAAAGAGUCACUCACCUUAAUAGACCUUUCAAGUUCCAGAGCUUCUGGUUAUCUAAUCCUUCGUUUCUUGGGGUUGUGAUGACGGCAGGGAGUCAUACUAGAAAUCUCUCGGCUUUAAUAGAAAAAUUUACAAGUGAAAUGACGCAGUGGAACAAGAAUCAGUUUGGUAACAUUUUUGAGAAGAAGAGGAGGCUAAUUGUCACGACCCAAACCUGUACUUCAGAGUUUAGAGCAUGA
Quercus lobata is the source of this 714-nucleotide messenger RNA. RefSeq lists its product as uncharacterized. The transcript has a single exon. The record is from RefSeq and is a predicted model, not a curated record. Gene Ontology annotation, molecular function: catalytic activity. NCBI's taxonomy places the organism in Eukaryota, Viridiplantae, Streptophyta, Magnoliopsida, Fagales, Fagaceae. The coding region runs from base 1 to 714 and encodes 237 amino acids.